AUUUCCCACUAUUUGAAAUUCCCCUAAUUGAAUUUUAGUUUUACUGCACCGACCAUAUAUAUGGUGAACAAAAUAUGUGAAUAAAGGAAAGAGAUAUAGAUCAGGUAUAGUGAGAUUUAGAAAUUUAGAUCACAAUGUAUAUACGAAUGGUUACGAAACGUACUCUAACUAAUCAGAGGCAACAUGCGCAAAAUGAACAAAAGUUCUUUAUAGGACAAAUUCAGUUCAUUGUUGAACAGAGUAUAUUUAUUUUGGACAACAGAAUAGUGAUUUUAACUUUUUUAUCGUGGUUCCCCCUAUGGUUACAAUGUAAUCUAACCUUGAUGAUCUGACGUUUAGAAAUUUGACGGCGGCGUUAUUGUAAAAAUGUAAUGCACUGUGAAUAAUUUAAUUCCUUCAUUUCUUGCAUAUGAAAGGAUAUCACGUUUAAACGGAAUGCGCAAUGUGAUAAUUGGUCUAGGUUUCUUUUGUAAUCAUUUAUUUUUAGCACGAGAAUGUGUUAAGAGACAAAGCUUUCUUCUCGUCAACUAUAUUAUUUUACAAAUAUAUAAACACAGAUAGUACUAAGAUCAAUAAUAAUCUGAAAUAUGAUCGCAGAAAUUGGCACAGAGGGCUUUGAGCCAAUGACAAGUUUUACAGAAGAACGCUUGUUUAAAUUGCAAUGUUUGAUUAAAGCAACAGAAAUACAACACAGUGCUCAAUGUGAUUAUGAAAAGAAAUUAUUUUUAGCUCUUACGACUGGAAAUGCUGAGAUCUUUUUAUAUUAUAAAAGGGAUUCUAUAUCUGCUCCAGUAAUUAAAAGAAUUCCUUGGUUUCAAGGAUCUCAUAAACAAAUCUCAGCUAUAUGUUUUCACUCAGUGGGAUCUUGGUUGCUUUCUGCAAGUGUUGAUGGCUCUAUAUAUAUUAUUCCUGCUUUGUGUUGGGUUGAUGAAAGUUAUGACAAAGAUAGCAGAUGGACUAGUGAUGAUAUAACUUCAUUUCCUUCUAUUAGUUCACAAUCUUCCCAUUCAAAGCCUACAGCCAUAGUAUGGUGGCAGAGCAUGGUAAUACCAGCUGAAAUUGGUAUUAUUGGAACUGAAUAUGGGGAAAUUGUAUUUAUAAAUCUUGAGACUGGUCAUCAAACAAAUGUUACACAAAUUAAGGGGAAUAUUUCAAGUUUGCAUAUUUGUCGCGAUCAAAGUAAUGACAUUGUAUCUCUCCUCAUAACAAGUCAGUCUAGACGACAGUGGAGAUUACUUUUAGAGCAGCGUACAUAUAGUUGCUUGCAACAUUUAGAAAAUGGAGAAUCAUAUAGUGUAUUACAUGCAAAUGACAACAUGUAUGAUAAUACAAAAAUAUUUGCUUCUACUAGAUCCAGGUUGCAGGGACUUAAGCAGUUGUCUGUGGACAAACUUGCUAUAAUUAGACAAAAGUUGAUAGAAGCAAAAAGUCAAGCUUUAGGGGAAUAUCUGCAAUAUCAACAUGAUAUUACAAGUAAUAGGAAUACUCACAAUAUAACUAUUAAUUCUGAUCCAUCUAUAGAAGUAAAUCAAAAUCAGAUAACUCCUGAAGUAAUGUCAAAAGAAGUUUUUUUAAUGUCUCAAUCUGAUAGAGAUGGCCAACAAUUGUAUACAUGUUAUCACUCUGUUACAAAUCAAAUACUGGUAUAUGGACCUAAUUUUACUACUGUUCCUUUAUCGGCACAUAAAGUAUUUGAAUCUUGUAAAAACGUUUUAUUAACUCAACGCUUUUUUUUUAUUACUGACGUUAGUCAGCGCAUAAUGUAUGUAGUAUCAGAUAGAUUAUCUGAAACUCGUAAAAGUGAUAAUGGUAAAUUUAAUCCAGAAUGUAUUGUUGGUUACUUUUCUUUAGCGAAUAGCAAAGAAGUAAUACGUGCCGUGUACAGAGCUAUCGACUUUACUAACAAUGCACCAACAAUACUUUCUGAAGAGAUUAAAAAUAAAUACGCGUUACCAAAGGGAAUAAAUGAUAUUAAAAUUGAAUUACCUCAUGUAGAUACUUGUAUAAUUGUAACAAAUCAUUCUGUGUAUAAAGUUGUUCUAAGAAAACCGAUAUUGUCAAUUUUUAUGGAAUUAGUACUGAAAAACAAUGAACUUGAGAAAGCAGUAAAAUUGGCUAUAGUAUUUGGCAUUAAUGCACAACAGUUACUUGAACAAGCUGGUGACAUACUUUUGAUGAACAAAGAUUUUCCACGAGCAGUAGCUUGUUACAAGUUGUCCAAAUGUAGAAUAAUGAAAAGUAUGUUGAAGUUUGCAUCUGUCGGAUAUACAGCAGAUUUAUUACGUUGCCUCACGCAUUGUUUAGCUUCUCCGGCUAUUAGCGAAUUACCUGUCGCACCAAGAAUACAUCUUUCUAACUUAUGUGUUCUUGCUUUUAUUGAACGAACGCUUAGAAUUUCAUCUCAAAAGUCUAAGGCUAUAUAUAAGGAGUUUUUGUAUUUCUUGUCUACAAAUUCUUUUUACGACGAAUUGUUAGCAGUUAAUAUUGCGGGACAAACGUGUCUUUGGGAAGUGUUGCAUCACCUAGCAACACAAAAGGGUCUUUAUGGACAAAUGUUGGAUAUACUUAUGAAGACAAUACAUUCUUUCAGCACAAGCAAUUUCUAUCCAACACCAUAUGGUUUGUUAAUAUGUAUAAGCGAACCGAAUUUAAUGCAAGCAAUUUUAUUAAAUCCUGAGUUAGCUAGAAGUCAUAUGUCAUAUAUUGUUGAUAAUCUUCAUGACUCUCAAAUUUUUGUACUUCAGAGAUUAGUAACGCUGUACGAUCCAACGAAUCCAGUGAUACGACCUAGGAUAGUGCGAUGUAGAUUACGUCAUAGGACAACUUCACAUAGUUCUCAAUCUAGUCAAUGUGAUUCUAUAGAUCUCUUGGAAAAUGAUGAGGCUGACACAUUGGUAGAAGAAAUUAUAGAAACUUUUUUACUAAUUUUAUUGACUUUGAUUUAUAAAAAAUCUAUUUUACAUCAAGAAUCUUCUCUUACAUGUAACAUUGAAUUACUGAACAUUAAAAAGGAGAGAAAUAAAACUAAUUCUGGUGCUGAUUUCAAAAGAAGGCCAUUAUGUGCUGGAUUUUCUCACGUUGUUCUCAUCAGAAAUGGAAAUGUUUAUACUUGGGGAAGUUCUGUACAAGGAUGUUUAGGAACUGGCCCAUCUGUAUUGAGAUAUGGACCACCACAAGCUAUAUCUUUUUUCAAAAUCAUGGAGGUUGAAGUUCUCAGUGUAUCAUGUGGCCACUGUCACACUUUAGCAGUUACCAACAAUGGUGUUUAUGCAUGGGGAUCAAGUCGGUUCGGUCAGUUGGGUUUGGGCAAAAUUUUACAGUGUUCAACGCCAGAAUUAAUUACUUAUUUGGCUCAAGAAGUCAUUAUUGAUGCCGUGGCUGGUCAGUACCAUUCUGUUGCAUUGACUGCGGAUGGCAGAGUUUUUACAUGGGGUUGGGGAGUUCAUGGCCAACUGGGCCACGGUAAUACCGAUAAAAAGAUCGUUCCCACAUUAAUUACAUCUUUACUUGGUACGGUCAUACGUUACAUUAGCGCUGGUCAUGCGCAUACAUUAGCUCUUUCUACAGAGGGUAUUGUGUAUGCAUUUGGUUGCAAUAUUUUUGGGCAACUGGGUGUAGGAAGUAAUGUUAAAAGUUCAGUGCCAAUAAAAGUCUUGUUACCAGAGAAAAUUUUUCUUAUUACAACUGGAUAUUUUCACAACCUUGCCGUUAGUUACACAAAUAAGUUAUACGUGUGGGGAGCAAGUCCUCAAGUUCUUCGAUUGCAAGCACAAACGCAAAAGAGAGCUCGAAUAUUAGAACAACGCGACAAUAUUAUAAAGCAGUUUGAAAAUAUCGACGAGUUUGAAAAAGUUCCGGAUCAAGCGUGUACAAAUGAUACGAGCGAAGAGGUUUCAGAAAGUAAUGCACAAAAUAAAAAUGCACAAGUAAAACAGACAGAAAGUAGUUACUCAGAUUCACGAAAAAAGCAAUUGGAUAAUGUGUGCCUGAAGAAUGUAAAUGUUGGUUCAAUUGAAGAAGCUCAAACACAUUUGAAACCGACAGUAGUGGAUACAAGUUUAGUGAGAGGGGAUAUCAUACAGAUAUCAGCUGGGUGUCAUCAUAACGCUCUCGUAACGAAAGACGGAUCUCUUUACACAUGGGGUCGAAACUUAGAUGGUCAAAUAGGUAAUGGUAGCAGAAGGGAAGUACCAAUCCCCACUCCGUUGUGUUACAAUCCUGCUUCAAUCUUUGCACAAGUACCUCCAAGACACAAUUCACACAGACGAGAUGAAGAACAAGAAUUGGAUGGUGGAAUGAAAAAUUCUGGGAACAGUGAAAAAAAUGGAAACGGAAAUGAUGAAGCUAAGUCGUCUCCAGCAGAAAGCAGUGAAUCAAGGGAAAAAAUAAAUCCUAUCAUUAAAACUGUUGGUAUCUAUUGUGGAUACGAUUACACGGUUGCUGUUCAACCAGGAGGUACAGUUUUAGCUUGGGGUAAUAACAGUAGAGCACAAUUAGGCCGCCUUCCUGCAAAAGAUACACGCGACACCGACGAUAAACUCGUAUUGAUUAAAAAGCGAGUUGUACGACUACCCCAUACUUCGCAUAUAGCCAUGGAGGUGCCUAGCCAAGUUCCUAACAUUCCCGCUCCUAUUAUUUCUUAUCAGAGUUACGACAUACCUCCUCUAGCGGGUGUUAUUAACCCCUUAAGCGUUAUAGAAAGGUCAUCGGGAGAAUUGACACUGCACUAUGCGCUCGAAUAUUUCUCUGGUUUAUAUGAUUCUUCAAAAAUCAUAGAUAAGUGCGUUGAACUGGGUAAUUAUCAAGCUUGCUCAAAAAUAGCUUUGUUGCAACAUAAUAUUUCUGAGGCAUUUUCAUAUCAGCUAAAAAUUUUGCAUCUAAUGAGUCUUCACUCUUGCUCAAAAACAAAGUCUGAACAUUCACGUGAAAAGGCAGAACGCAAAACAGCGGAGGAGACUGAAUUAAAAACAAAAUCUUUAACUCGUAAUGUUAAAAAGAACACAGAAUUGUUUAACAAACAAGUGGAAAAGAAUUUAAUCGAUUCCGUUGAAGAUUGUGCUGCUAGGAACAAAAUGAAAAUUCCGGCAAGCAAAUCACUGAACAGUUUACAAUUGCUUCAACAAGAAUUGUACACGUUUGAUUGUCAAGGCGGUUUAGAGGAGUUAUGCAAAGACGCGAAAUGUGAAAACGCGCCUUCAGAAAUUUUCGAAAACUCUUUCGAUUCUGAUGUCAGUUCUGACUCGGACGAAUGGGUGGAGAAUCUCGUUUUUAAAGAUAAUAAGUUACAGAUGCAAGAAAAAGAAAGUAGGUCCAUUGAGGACAAUUUCGCAUCUUCUACUGCUAUGAGUGAAGCAACUGAACAAAAUCAAUUGUGCAAAAGCAGUGAAAGAAAGAUUUCGUCUUCUCGGCAAAACAACGUUAUCAAUGAAGCCAUAAAAGUGAUUAAAUUUUUCUUGAAUGAAAUGGAAAACGAACCAGAUACAACCAAAUGUAAAAUGUUGCAAGAUGCUCUUAAUUUCUGGGUCGAACAUGAGUUACCCGUACAAAGUAUAGAAAAUUUAUUUUUGGAGCAUAUUGAAUCAAUUUUUUACCCCCUUGGAUUAUUAUUAUUCUGUCAAGAGAUAAUGGAUAAAUAUUUAGAUACAAAUAAGAACGACGUAGAAGUCAAGAACUUCAACCUGAUAAACUUGUUUUCUGUUAAUUUUUGUCUUCAAGUGUGUUCCAUGUUAUUAAAUCAUAUUGAUCGAGAUGAACCGGCACCUGAAUUUAUCAAGUUGUUAUCUUCCUUGGCUGCUGACCAUUAUGGACCACCGCUCACUGGUUAUCCGGGCUCGAGCGGAAAUAAUACUUCAAAACAAAUGAUAGAAGGGGUUAUAAGUACUUUGUCUUCUGAUACUCAUGAUUCAAGGUCAUUUGUACAUAUUAAGGAUCCAGACGCAGUGUACAGAUUUCUCGCUACUGAAGAAGACUCAAUGAUAUUCACAUGUGGACAUCAUUUUCCAUUGUCUGCCUAUAAGACGGAAGUGAUUUCGACGAUGGAAACCGAGUUAUUAACAUCUGAAUCACUAGUUCUUCCAUGUACAGCCCAGUACUUAGGAAAAAUGUUGCUGCAAACGUCUAAACCAGAAAUAUUAUGUCCAUCGUGUAUACCACGAGCGUUGGAAACGUUGGUGAGAAAGAAUAAUGGAUGAGAAGUAUGUACCUGAGAUUUUAUUUAAAAGAAACUGGUAUACAAUUUUUUCUUAGGCUCUUAAACAACUCAGAUUAUAUAUACGUAAAGUGAACUUCGAAAUUAAUUUUAAUAGAUUGAAAUAUUGAAAAUACCGGAAUCUAGUUAGAUGAUAACUAAAUAUGAAUUAAUGUGAUGUAAUACUUAACUCGAUAAAAUACUUGCCGCCGCAAUUCGAACGUUUAUUCAGCAAACAUCACAAGAUAUUGUAAAUGAUUAAAGCUCUCUAUAUAUUUCAAACCAUAUUUUUUAAAUUAUCUACAUAUAUACAGGUAAAUAUUCAUAGACACAAAAGUUUAUUAAACAUAUUACUAAAUAUAAAUAAACUAUAGUGCACUAAUUUUUAUAUUACUUAAAGACUUUUGUCUGAUUAAAUAUCAUAAUUGUUUUAUUACGCACAUUGAAAUUGAUCGUAUUUUACUGGAAACGGAUGUUAUGUGUUCAUAAAUUGUUAGUACUAAAAGGUACUGUUAAGAUAAAAAGAGGAGCAAGGUUAUGCAUUGGUAUUUUCUUUGUGCAUCUUUUAAAUUUAUGCGUAUCAUGAAAUUAGGACAAAUUUAACAAAAUGUGUGACUUAUAAUUAGUAUACAGUAUAAUAAAUUUAAAGGUAAUUAGCGUUAUUAUUACAAAAAAAUACAACGAUAAAAACAAAAAAUAACGAAGUAACUGUUCUCUUUCGUAUAUUUCUUUUCGAAGCAAUUAGUAGAUUGUAAUAAUUAGAAUCUUGACUGUUAUUCGUAGAAGGAUCACUUCAUAUUUCAGUUUUUAAGUCUUAUUAGAAUACAAAUUUUUAAUUGAACAAGAAUAAAAAGUUUGGAUUAUAGCAUAAACAUGGCUAUAAGAAACACAAGUUACUCAAGUGUGAGGUUUAUAAAUACUAGUUACUGUGAAAUAUAACAUACAAUUGUACAGUAGUUGUUAUAUUAGAAUUGUAAAAUAACAAAAAGCUAGAGAAUGAAUGCAAUUAUUAUCCGUGCAAUUAUCUAAAAUUGGUGCAAAGUACUAAGGACUGACAAAAAGUACAUUCAUCUAGUCUUCAAAGUAUAUGCCAGAAUUAUAUAUUAAUUAAUCUUAUUAGAGAUUUGAACGAAUGUUUCAUUAAUACAAAUAUGUUUUAAGUGAUCUUUUUAUUUGCGAAAUUACAUUUAAUUUUAAUGACAUAAGUGUAAGAAUAUAGUAGACAAAUAGAAUUGUAUAUGUGUAUAGAACACAAAUUUAUAAAGUAUACAAGAUUUUUGGUUACAAAUGGAGUAAGUUCGUAGACAUAUUUUAUUGUCUUUUAAUAGUAGAACUGCAUGAAAGUAAAAAAUAAUAAAAAUGUAGUGUACGUGUCAGAGAUCUUCUCUAUUAUGAUUUCAGUAACCAAAUUGGAAGGUUUUAGAAAUUAAUCAAUGCAAAUCCUAGAAUUAAAUCAUGUAAAAUGUUUAACUACGUUUUUAAAAUUGUAUUAAUCUUAUAAGUUAAAUGAAGGUAUUCUUAUUUUUAAAUUAUUACUACUCAACAUUUUAUCAACUUAUUGUUAGUAAACAUAAUGUAACAAAUUUAAUGGAUUCACGUUAGCUAUUUCAGUUGGUCAGUAUUUAAUUUGUAUAUUACAUAAUUAAAUUUCUAGAAGAUGUGAAAGUUCAAAACAGAAAACAGUUGUUCGAGAAGAUGCAAUAUUUUGAAUGAAGAUCGCGUUGAGUAAAGUCUAAAUCCUUCUGUUUUACGACGAAACGCGUUUGAUACGCGCAAUACAUUUUCCUAUUAGUUAUUUUAAACAAAUUAGACAAUGAAAUAAAUAAUAUAUACAUAUACAUAUAUUAUAUUUUCGACGUACAUGACAGUCUUCUGUGACUUGUUUCUCGAUACUUAAUAUACGGGUAUGAUAUAUGAAUUUGUUUUAAGGGUGAAAUGUAUCAUCUUUCGACAUAUACAUAUAACCUGCGUUAUAAUUUAAAAUAUAACACCCAUCGAUUGAAAUCCGAUGUUCCAUUAAAUUUCAAUAAAUUUAUUUAAUUAUACGAACCACAACCUGUAACAUAUAUGUAACCGAAUGUACAGUUUUAAAUGUCUUUCAUCGAUAGUACUUAGACAAUUAAAAUAUUGGAUCAAUAAAAAUGAUUAGUAGAACGAUUUAGUGCAUUUUAUUUUAGGUUAUUAACUUAAAUUUAUAAAAUUUCUAUCACUGUUUUUCAUCUGUUGGUGAUAGGGAUGAAAAAAGAAAUGCAAAGAAUGUUUUUUUUUAGAAACUUUAUUUAAAAAAUUUUAAUCAAAAAAUAUCUACAUAUGUUCCUGCCAUAAUCGUUUCGUAGUUCCCGCCAUAAGUAUGGUGGCCAUAAAAAGAGUCAUUGCAAGUGGCGCCCAUUGAAGUAAAUAUUU
Molecule: messenger RNA, 8590 nt
Organism: Megachile rotundata (alfalfa leafcutting bee)
Lineage: Eukaryota; Metazoa; Arthropoda; Insecta; Hymenoptera; Megachilidae
Gene: ca
Product: RCC1 and BTB domain containing protein claret
Molecular function (GO): protein binding
Source: RefSeq, a predicted model, not a curated record